AUGUACUAUAGCCCCACCAAGGAUGUCUGUCAGCCAACGAUGGCAAACGCAGUAUACGGCCAGAAACAGUGCCGUGACUACCGACAGGCAAUGUGGUACAGAGCUCAAGACAUCGGCUGUGGACUGAGUCUGUGCGACAGCAUCCAGGGUGCACCGUUUCCAUCAAAGUCGUUCUUAGCUGUCUGCGCCAUGACUUACAUAGCGACCGGCUCUCAAAAGAGUACGGAAAAUGCUCCCGCACCUCCGUUCGUACAGGGACAAAUUUUUAAAAGUUGCCAAUACUGCUGCCGAAGUUACAAGUGUAGCAAGAACCUUUGCUCUCCUACGGCGGCUCAGCUUAUCGACUUGACUCGACUGGAAAACCCCGUAUCCUUGAAAGACGCAUUUGCGACCACCUCCGCUCAGAUCAGCCAGUACAUGGGUCAAGGAAUGACCAGCACCUCCGUGGUUGGCAAGAUAUGUACCGUGUCGUCGGUUAGCGGCUGUCCGUACCUGGGACCGGUCAAUGACCUCUACAGCAGUUACUUCAACACUCACUACUACGUGCUUGACCAGAACAUGUACCAAAUACGCUUGUCUCAAGGAUGGACGCCUAUGGGUAUACUGGGAUACGCUGUGCCUGGUCCAAUUCUGUGCGGAGCGACGGUGCCGAUUUACAACGUCUGGGAUCAACUGAGCGGCUACAUUCAACUGCCGAAGGGUCCACAGUUGGCAGGGCUGCUUUCACCACCCAGGAGAACUCGCUACUAUGGCGGAAUAGGCUUUGCCGUGUGGAGCGCCUAA
Soboliphyme baturini is the source of this 783-nucleotide messenger RNA. NCBI's taxonomy places the organism in Eukaryota, Metazoa, Nematoda, Enoplea, Dioctophymatida, Soboliphymatidae. The record is from the annotation of a GenBank genome assembly.